CAAAGCUCACAUGUUUUCAAACGCAUCGUAAACAUCUCGCAGCCGGGACACCACGUUUUUGGGGGUAAAGUUUUGUGUUAAAUUGUUUGCUAUUUAUUCACGAUGCCGAAAUCAAAGCGAGAUAAGAAAGUGUCCCUAACAAAGACCGACCGGAAAGGUCUGUCCAACAAACAACAGAUCAUCGAGGACAUACAGCAAUGCCGGGAGAAGUACGACAACAUAUUCCUGUUCUCGGUGCAAAACAUGCGCAACAGCAAGCUGAAGGAUGUGCGGGCAGAGUGGAAAAACUCGCGCUUCUUCUUCGGCAAGAAUCGGGUGAUGCAGCUGGGCCUGAAGCUGAUCAGCGACGAUGAGAACAGUGAGCCGACCAAGCUGGAGCAGGGUAUGGAGCAGCUGCGCGAACAGAUGAUCGGCCAGUGCGGGCUGCUGUUCACGUCGGAAAGCAAGAAGACGGUGCUGGAGUGGUUCGACACGUAUCAGGCGGAAGAGUUCGCCCGCGGUGGGUUCCGGGCGACCAAAACGGUCAAGCUGAAGCCGGGCCCGCUGGAGGAAUUCUCGCACGCGAUAGAGCCUCACCUACGGUCGCUGGGCAUGCCGACAAAGCUGGACCGUGGUAUCGUGACGCUGUACAAAGAGUUCACCGUGUGCGAGAAGGGCAAGGUGUUGACGCCGGAGCAGGCCCGCAUCUUGAAGCUGCUCAACAAACCGAUGGCAACGUUUAAGCUGAUCAUUAACUGUUGCUACACGAAGAAGGACGGGUUUGAGGAGAUCACCAAGCGGGAAAUUGCGGCGACGAAGAAGACGAGCAAGACGGCGAAACAGCCGAUCAAGCCGGCCACGGUGGCCAAGAAGGGCAAGAAAACGGAUGAUGCGAUGAGUGAGGAUGAGGAGGAGGAGGAGGACGAUGAUGACGACGAUGAGGAUGAUGAGGAUGAUGAUGAUGAAGCGAUGGAACAGGAUGAUUCCGGAGAUGAUGAUGAGUAAAUAUACAUAAAUAAGGCCGUACAAAUAAAGUAAAUUGUUGAAUAAUUUACAAACAACUAA
Molecule: messenger RNA, 1044 nt
Organism: Anopheles coluzzii
Lineage: Eukaryota; Metazoa; Arthropoda; Insecta; Diptera; Culicidae
Gene: RpLP0-like
Product: mRNA turnover protein 4 homolog
Exons: 2
Coding region: 103-984 (293 amino acids)
Biological process (GO): ribosomal large subunit biogenesis; rRNA processing; nuclear-transcribed mRNA catabolic process
Cellular component (GO): preribosome, large subunit precursor; nucleolus
Molecular function (GO): RNA binding
Source: RefSeq, a predicted model, not a curated record